Molecule: messenger RNA, 816 nt
Organism: Schistosoma intercalatum
Lineage: Eukaryota; Metazoa; Platyhelminthes; Trematoda; Strigeidida; Schistosomatidae
Source: the annotation of a GenBank genome assembly
AUGAACCCCUUAUCACAGCAACAUAGUGUAGCUAGUAUUGGAAGCUUGUUGGGCAAUUUGCCUUUACAAGGAGAUUCAAGUUUACAACAAAAAACUCCACUUAUCCCUGGGGGUUCAGUCAAUCUUAACUUACAUGCAUCUGACAAUGCCGCCAGUAUUCCAGGCAGAACACCUUGUACUCCGCUCACUUUAUCCACUCCGUUGCAAGACCGAGAUGGUGCAAUCCCGGUACCCCAAUUACAGAAUAUUGUAUGUACCGUAUAUUUAGGAUGUAAAUUAAAUUUGAAGAAUAUAGCACUUAGUGCUCGAAAUGCUGAAUAUAAUCCAAAACGUUUUGCUGCCGUUAUAAUGCGUAUACGUGAACCUCGAACAACUGCUUUGAUUUUUUCUUCUGGUAAAAUGGUGUGUACAGGUGCAAAAAGUGAAGAGCAAGCAAGACUAGCUGCAAGAAAAUAUGCUCGUAUUAUUCAAAGGCUUGGAUUUGAAGCUCAUUUCAAAGAGUUCAAAAUUCAAAAUAUGGUUGGUUCAUGUGAUGUCCGCUUUCAUAUACGUCUUGAAGGUUUAGUAUUGUCACAAGGUCAAUUUGCAACAUAUGAGCCAGAAUUAUUCCCUGGGUUAAUUUAUCGUAUGACUAAACCAAAAAUAGUCUUAUUAGUCUUUGUUUCUGGGAAGAUUGUUUUAACAGGAGCAAAGGUUCGUGAAGAAAUUUAUGAAGCUUUUAAUAACAUUUAUCCAAUUUUGAAAAAUUUUAAAAAAUCUGACAAAGAUCCUAGAGCUCUCACAUCAUCGUCAAAUUAUAUGCACCCAUUAACUUGA